Cyphomyrmex costatus is the source of this 348-nucleotide messenger RNA. RefSeq lists its product as uncharacterized. The transcript has a single exon. The record is from RefSeq and is a predicted model, not a curated record. Bases 1 to 348 code for a protein of 115 amino acids. Lineage: Eukaryota; Metazoa; Arthropoda; Insecta; Hymenoptera; Formicidae. Gene Ontology annotation, molecular function: nucleic acid binding.
AUGAUAUACCAACACAAUGGAGCUCCUGCGCAUUUUCAUCGAGAUGUUCGCGAUAUUUUGAACGCGCGUUAUAUCGCGAUAGAUACAUGGUUAGGUCGGGGAGGUCCUAUCGCCUGGCCACCACGGUCGCCAGAUAUGAAUGUUCUCGACUUUUUUGUUUGGGGCUAUAUUAAAGAAUUAGUCGAGCCUCGGCAUAGUGAUACAGAAAACGAGGUUCGUGAAGCUAUCAUUGCAGCCUUCGAGACCAUUACACUGGAAAUGGAGCACCGUGCAACGCGUAGCACUGUUCCAAGGGCCGAACUCUGCAUACGAGAGGAAGGACGGCACUUUGAACAAUUUUUGCACUAA